This is a messenger RNA of Thyridium curvatum, 2328 nucleotides long. RefSeq lists its product as uncharacterized. Gene Ontology annotation, biological process: amino acid transmembrane transport. Gene Ontology annotation, molecular function: amino acid transmembrane transporter activity. The record is from RefSeq and is a predicted model, not a curated record. Bases 1 to 2328 code for a protein of 775 amino acids. The transcript is spliced from 2 exons. NCBI's taxonomy places the organism in Eukaryota, Fungi, Ascomycota, Sordariomycetes, Thyridiales, Thyridiaceae.
AUGUCGACCUCUGGGCGGGAAUCUCCCUCCCAGUCACGUCCCUUAGAGCGCCCCUCUGCAUCGCCCAUCGGCUCUUACCAAGCAAGAUCUUACGGCAGCUCUCUUCCCCGCGCAGAUGCCACGGCUCGACUGGCUUCGCCUGUGCCCUACCAGCAGUUUGGGACGCCGCCGGGUAGCCAAUCCAGGUCAAGAAGCGUCGUUGGCGAUGACACGGCAAGCCUUGCUCCCUUGGCGGGCCCGGCUUCAGCCGCAUCAGGUCCUGGCGUGUCCGCUUUGGCGGCCGCUCUGUCCAACUCGAUAGGGACGUCACCGCCGCGCUACGGAACUCCCCCGGUCAGAGCAGCGUCACCAGCAGCUUCAGCCACCAAUUUGGGCGCCCGGUCUGGAACACCGACAAACUAUGGCUCUUUCGAUGCGAGACGCCGUCUCGGGCAACGAGAUACUGGGAUAGGGGCGUUUGAAGACCCCGAAAUUGUGAAGAGGCAUCUCGUACAACCGUCGGACGCAUCUCAUGUCUCCGAGGACUCGGAGAUGAGGAACCAAAGCAGUAGUGCACGGGGUAAAGAUCCCGCCGAGAACACGGAGACGGGGUUGAACGAUGGCGAGUUCUCCAGUCUGAGACUCCAAGGUGGUGAUAUUACGCGCCCAAUCUACAAGUGGACCGAGGAGGCCACCAACAAAAUGCAGCGCAGCAAGAGCUUUAGCAUCUCUCGGCCGGAGCCUGAGAACGAGGUCUUGGAUAUUAGCACAAUUAAGGUGCCUGGAGGUUUUCGGCGAAAUUUCCUUCGACGCGCGGCUGGCAGCCCUUCGGGUAACAAUGACCCCGACGAAUUCGGUGAUGGGUUUGGCCUUACGAACCAGCAACAACCACUCUUCACCUCCAGUUUCUUGGAGUUCCUCUCCGUGUACGGACAUUUCGCCGGUGAGGAACUGGAGGAGGAUGACGAGGUGCUGAGGCCGGGCGAGUACUUCUCCUCAGGAGAAGAGGGCGAGGAUUACUUUGGCAGCGAGGAGGGCUCCGAGUCGGACCGGGAGCCAAUGGAGGAUAGCGCUCUCCUCACACCGUCGAGGCGAAAGAGGAGGAGAAAGCACCGCGGCGGUAGCGGCAAUGCAAGCCCUAUGGGGGCUGCCGCUGUGCUGUUGAAGUCUUUCGUCGGAACGGGUGUACUCUUCCUGCCGCGAGCCUUCUUGAACGGUGGCAUGCUGUUUGGCGUUCUCGUCCUUCUUGGCGUUGCUGCCCUCAGCUACUAUUGCUUCGUCCUCCUUGUGACUACACGGCUCAAGAUUGUUGGUUCUUUCGGAGAUAUUGGUGGGAUCCUCUACGGAAAAUGGCUUCGAUUCCUCAUCCUCUUCUCCAUCGUUGUCAGUCAAAUAGGUUUCGUGGCCGCCUACAUCGUCUUCACCUCCGAAAACCUUCAGGCCUUCAUCCUGGCGGUCUCCGAUUGCAAGACUCUGAUUCCCAUCAAGUAUCUCAUCAUGAUGCAGAUGGUCGUCUUCCUGCCCUUCUCCUUGUUGCGCGACAUCAACAAACUCGCAUUUACUGCGCUAGUCGCAGAUGCGUUCAUCGUGGUCGGGCUGGCUUACCUCUUCUAUUUCGAUAUUUUGACCCUUAACACCCGUGGCUUCGCAGACAUCACUCUUUUCAACCAGGACAACUGGACCCUGUUCAUCGGAACGGCCAUAUUUACCUUUGAAGGUAUCGGGCUGAUCAUUCCCGUCCAAGAGUCGAUGAAGAACCCCGAGAAGUUCCCCAAGGUGAUGUUUGUCGUCAUGGUCAUCAUCACGACCAUAUUCACCGUCAUGGGCGCGGUGUCGUACGCAGCGUAUGGUUCCUCGACCAAGACCGUUGUGCUGCUGAACCUUCCUCAGGACAACAAGAUGGUCAACGGUGUACAGUUCCUCUACUCGCUUGCCAUUCUCCUUUCGACUCCCUUGCAGAUCUUCCCAGCGAUUAGGAUUAUGGAGAAUGGCCUCUUCACAAGGAGUGGAAAGUACAACCCUUACAUCAAAUGGCAGAAGAACCUCUUCCGUUUCCUCACGGUUGUCGGCUGCGCUGCCAUUGCUUGGGGUGGUGCAGACGAGCUUGACAAGUUUGUAGCUCUUGUGGGCAACUUUGCUUGCAUCCCCUUGGUCUACAUUUACCCACCGAUGCUACACUACAAGGCGAUCGCAAGGAGCCGUCUGUGGAAGAUCUCAGACAUCGCUCUUUGCUGCUUCGGCCUCGUCGCCAUGGCUUAUACGACCAGCUUGACUGUGAUGAGCUGGGCCGCCUCCGACCAACCCAGUUCUCCCGGCUACUGCGACGGACAAAAGUCCUCGGUUUUCUAA